Molecule: messenger RNA, 1423 nt
Organism: Drosophila takahashii
Lineage: Eukaryota; Metazoa; Arthropoda; Insecta; Diptera; Drosophilidae
Gene: Rh6
Product: Rhodopsin 6
Biological process (GO): phototransduction; visual perception; cellular response to light stimulus
Cellular component (GO): plasma membrane
Molecular function (GO): G protein-coupled photoreceptor activity
Source: RefSeq, a predicted model, not a curated record
GUCCGCGUCCCGAGAGUUAUGGACAGCGAGUAGUCAACCAACCAACUACAGACGAAGCCACCACCGAAGAAGCACCGAUCCCAGAGAGCUGCGAGCUACGAGCUAUAUUCCCCCCCAGAGAUGGCCAGCCUGAAUCCCCCGAGCUUCGGCUACAUGCGCAACGAUGGCCGCAAUCUCAGCCUGGCGGAGAGCGUGCCCGCCGAGAUCAUGCACAUGGUGGAUCCCUACUGGUACCAGUGGCCUCCCCUGGAGCCCAUGUGGUUCGGCAUCAUUGGCUUCGUGAUCGCCAUUCUGGGCACCAUGUCGCUGUGCGGCAACUUCAUUGUGAUGUACAUCUUCACCUCGUCGAAGGGACUGCGCACUCCCUCGAAUAUGUUCGUGGUCAAUCUGGCUUUUUCGGACUUCAUGAUGAUGUUCACCAUGUUCCCGCCGGUGGUGCUGAAUGGCUUCUACGGCACCUGGAUCAUGGGUCCCUUCCUGUGUGAGCUCUACGGCAUGUUUGGCUCGCUCUUCGGCUGCGUUUCCAUCUGGUCGAUGACGCUGAUCGCCUACGAUCGGUACUGUGUGAUCGUGAAGGGCAUGGCCAGGAAGCCACUGACGGCCACCGCGGCUGUGCUGCGACUCAUGGUGGUGUGGAUCAUCUGCGGAGCCUGGGCCUUGAUGCCGCUCUUCGGCUGGAACCGCUAUGUGCCCGAGGGCAACAUGACCGCCUGCGGAACGGAUUACUUCGCCAAGGACUGGUGGAACAGGUCCUACAUCAUCGUCUACUCGCUGUGGGUCUAUCUCACGCCGCUGAUGACCAUCAUCUUCUCUUACUGGCACAUCAUGAAGGCGGUGGCUGCCCACGAGAAGGCCAUGCGGGAGCAGGCCAAGAAGAUGAACGUGGCCUCCUUGCGGAACAGCGAGGCCGACAAGAGCAAGGCCAUCGAGAUCAAGCUGGCCAAGGUGGCGCUGACCACCAUAUCGCUGUGGUUCUUCGCCUGGACCCCGUACACCAUCAUCAACUACGCGGGCAUCUUCGAGUCCAUGCACCUGAGUCCGCUGAGCACCAUCUGCGGAUCGGUGUUUGCCAAGGCGAAUGCGGUGUGCAAUCCCAUUGUCUACGGGUUGAGCCACCCCAAGUACAAGCAAGUACUAAGGGAGAAGAUGCCCUGCCUGGCCUGCGGCAAGGACGACCUCACCUCGGACUCGAGGACUCAGGCCACCGCGGAGAUCAGCGAAUCGCAGGCUUAGGCGAUUCGGAGACGACGACGACGACUGCAGACGUAGGGAAGAAGAACAACCGACAGCUCUAGAUCUACAAAGGAGACUCAACUAUUUUGCAAAAGACACCUCAAGGAAAACCCAAAAAAAAGAUGGCAAUGAAAAAUGUAAAAAAAAAUCUAGUAAAAAUAUAACAACUGCAAUUGAUACAAAAUCAAAA